AACUUGAAGGCGCCUAUCUGUUCCCAACUGAUCACCUGAACUAUCUGCCUCAUCGCGGACUCUGAAAUAUCUACUAUCAAAGGAUAGACUGUCGGACUAUGAGUUCGACUUCAUCUGCAGGUGCGCAGGACGCCUCGAACUCAAGGGGAAUAUCUGAGCCGCUCUUGGCAACCACGGAGACUCGCGCACAAGCUUGCGAAAGAUGUUGGAAGAGGAAGCAAAAAGUUAUAAUAUCGAUGUCUGGACUCCAUCUUCAUCAGUGUUGGCUGACAAUCAUCAGUGCGACCGACGUCUGCCAGCGUGCACCUCAUGUAGUGGGCUAGGUGCCGAGUGUAUCCCACGGAACCAAGAUUUUAACACAGUAUCUGAGCUCUCUCACACUUCUGUCACUGGUUAUGUCGCGUCAUUGAAAAGGCGGAUUGCCGAUCUGGAAUUAGAAUCGCUCCAUCGAAAACGCUCGCGUACGCACAGCGGUCGAGCUGGUUCAUGUCAUGGCCAUUCUCCUAUGGAUGAAAGUCUUGCGACACCCCGUGAUGCUAUGUCGACAACCUCAAGCCGUACAACCGACCCUGUCAACACGAAUAGACAUGCCACCGAAGAUUCAUCUGUGAGAGCCACGAUGGGGGCAAUCGGCUUCUUAUCACGAAAUGCAAUGGCCGAGCCCCGAGAUAAUUCCGAUGAUCUACCUAGGAAGUUUUCCCUAGCAGAGGUGAUCUCGGGGGCCCUGGCUAUUGAUGGACGCGACCCAUCCACAGCGAUGCCGGCACCCCAGACUCCUGAUAUGAGUAGUAGCCUCAAUUUGGGAAGUCGGGAUCUAACGCUUGAGCAUAUCCGAAAAUUCCUGGAAUGGCCAAUUAUUAUGCCAUACAUCGAUGAGGACAUAUUUCUCCAGCAAUGUGAGGGUGUUUUGGCAUACAGAACUCAAAGCCAUGCGGCACAGAAGCCUCCGCCGUUACAUGUUUUCAACCUUCACAUGGCUUGUGCUAUUGGGAUUUCAGUUUCUCCGACUUCUACUCAUUUAUCAUUUCUUAGCUCAAACCUUCAUUCUGCCGCUCUCAGCGAACUUCCUUCCAUUCUGCGCACCGAAUCAGCCCUUGAGCAUAUACACUGCAUGAUCAUGCUUACUAUCUACUCUCUAUUCAACUCCUCUGGUGGUUCCGCCUGGCAUCUACUGGGUCUGGGAAUCAAGACAUGUAUCUCAAUCGGCCUGCACCGAGACCCAGAUCUGCACUCUAGCUUGAGGAUAUCUGAAGCCAACAGACGGCGAUGGAUGUUUUGGGCUGUUUACUCUUUUGACCGCAUGCUCAGCCUUAUCAUGGACCGCCCUUUGAGCAUCCAGGAUGAUGAUAUUUCGGUACAACUCCCAGCGAAAGAUGAUGGUCUAUCCAGUUCGAUGGAGACGCCGCAUCACAGAUUGCAAACCCUUCGCUAUCUUGUACUCUACUCACGAUUGGUUUCAAGCAUCCGGUCGGGAAAACAAGAGAAUAUUCUACUUGCCUACAGUAAUAUCAUUCAUUGGAGAGAUCUACCACCCAACGUUGAUCGUCAAUCGCCUUCUACGCGGCACCUUCUGUAUCUUUUCGAACAACUAUCUUGUCGGGCAUUGAUUCAUCUUAAAUCUUCACCGCCUCAAGCAAUCGUAAGGGAUGAUGAUUUAUGGCUAGGAAACGACCAAGAUCUUGAGACAGAUACUAUCAACGCAUCAUAUCAGUUUAUCAACCGAUCUUACGAUCUGUUUGUCAAGGGGAGUUUUGUUUGCAGCUUCAUUGAUGCAUACGACAUUUUUCAAGCUGCGGUCGCUUUUGUAUGCCUCACCCGUCGAAGAAGCCAAGAUAAUUUUGCCAUGCGUCGACUCGCUGAAGUGACAGAAGUCAUUGGCAAGGCCUCGACGCUUGUGACAAUCGUGGCAUCACGGUUUCCUGCACUUGCAGCGUUCCAACAGGUCUUGCUUAGUCUUUCCACCAGGAAUAUGGAAAGUGACGGAACAACACCUAAUACCGUCUCGUGGAGCCACUUCCCAAACAUUAUUCCACUUCGAUCUCAGCAACUCAUCCGAUGUACCUUCACGUAGACGGUUACAGCUCGCUAUAUGAGCUCUGUGUUAAGGCUCAUGGAGUCGAGUAGAGAGAGGCGAGGGCGGCAAUCUGGGUUACACUUCUCGCAAGUACCCUUAAACUUCAUCUUCCGUGUCAGCUAUGCCUGC
Molecule: messenger RNA, 2203 nt
Organism: Colletotrichum acutatum
Lineage: Eukaryota; Fungi; Ascomycota; Sordariomycetes; Glomerellales; Glomerellaceae
Product: fungal-specific transcription factor domain-containing protein
Exons: 5
Coding region: 203-2071 (622 amino acids)
Biological process (GO): positive regulation of transcription by RNA polymerase II; DNA-templated transcription
Molecular function (GO): zinc ion binding; DNA-binding transcription factor activity, RNA polymerase II-specific; sequence-specific DNA binding
Source: RefSeq, a predicted model, not a curated record